Meriones unguiculatus (Mongolian gerbil) is the source of this 1520-nucleotide messenger RNA. RefSeq names its product C-type lectin domain family 6 member A-like. The transcript is spliced from 5 exons. The record is from RefSeq and is a predicted model, not a curated record. NCBI's taxonomy places the organism in Eukaryota, Metazoa, Chordata, Mammalia, Rodentia, Muridae. Bases 453 to 935 code for a protein of 160 amino acids.
UGUGGGUGCAUUUAGCUCAGAGAAUGUAGAAGCCAAUUGGAGCUCUGGCCUCUUUGAAGGAAGCCAGGUCACUCAUUCAUAUCAGAGAGAGAGAGACAGACAGAGACAGAGACAGAGAGACAAAGAGAAAGAGAGAGAGAGGAAGAGAGAGAGAGAGGAAGAAGGAGGAGGAAGAGGAGAAGAAGAAGCCCGUGACCUUCUAAACACGGAUUUAAGUAAUGGUGCAUGGAAGACAGCCUCAAGUGACUUACCAGCUGACCAUGGACAACCCCAAUGGAAGACUGUCUGAACUUCAUAGAAAUCAUUUCAGUCUCAGCUGCUGGAGUGAAGGGAUUAUGGUGUCAGACAAAGUCUGGAGCUGCUACCCAAUGAACUGGACGCCAUUUGGUUCCAACUGAUACUUCAUUUCUACUGUCUGCACAUCUUGGAGAAAGAGUGAGAAGUGCUCCAGCAUGGGCACUCAUCUGCUGGUGAUCCACAGCCCGGAAGAACAGAAUUUCAUCACCAGGAUCCUGGACCCUGGUGAUAACUAUUUUAUAGGGCUGGGGGAUCCAGGUCAUCGACAGUGGCGAUGGGUUGAUGGGACACCAUACAAUGAGAUUGCCACCUAUAUUUUAGGUAAUUGGACUGGAGAAUUCCAUACUAUGAUGGAGCAGCUGAGAGUGGCCAUUGUUACGGUAAAUUCUACCAGAGUGGACCCAGGACUACUCACAGGAUUAUCAUCAUGGAUUGCUGCAGCCAUGAAUCAUCUGAAAGAAUGGGUGGGCAUGGGAGCGUUAGCAGGCCUUCGGGUGUUGGUCUCCUUGGUUUGUCUGUGGUGUAUAUGCAAGAUUAGAGUCUCACAACAGCGUAAUGCAGCCAUGAUCAUUCAGGCCUUUACAGCCAUUGAAGCAGGACAGUCUCCCCAAGCAUGGUUGGCUACCAUAAAAAGCUAAAAUGUUAUGCUCAGGAUGCGAGGCUAAGCACUGCACUCAGGGUCAGCUGCUUUGGACCCAGAGAAGAGCAUGUCUGAUUGCAUGCGGGUUGAUGCCCCAGGUCCCGCCUCUGAGAAAAAGGUAUCGGACAGGUCUGAUGCUCUUUGGGUGGAUGACACCUAAAUGAACAUUGGUACAAAGUCCCAAUUUAUUUCUAAUAUCAGAGAUCAAACCUCUACUCUUGCCUGAUGCGUCUAAAACAGAAAGGGGGAACUGUAGAGAGCUGCGUAAUGCCGCACCUUAAAGAUGGAGCUGGUUUCCGCCUUCCACCUUCCCAAUGGUGAGUGCUCUCUGUCACAAACAACUCCAUAUUUGGUUAAGGCUGAGUAUCUGGCUUGCUUCCCUGUAUGUGGACCUAUCUGCAUUGCCCACAAGGCACGCUGGGGUUGGUUACCCAGAGGCUAUUUAAGCUGUGGGCUGGCUUUCCCCAGGGUCAGAAGAUUGUUCAAGGUUCCUGAAUAAACUGCAUUGAGAAGAAGAAGAACAACAAAAAGAUCAGAAAGAAGGAGAGGAGGACCUCCCCUAUCAGUGGACUUGGGGAGAGGC